ACUUCAUCCCUAUAUUCCUAGGUCCAUAGUUUUUCCGAAGUCGUUGAUACUCCAUCUCAACGACUUUCAACGUAAUUUUUUCGUAUUACGCGUAACAUUUUUGAUUUUAUUCAAUUUAAAUAAAUAUAUAUGUACGAUAGAAAGGUGAUCUUUAUGUUGUCAAUUUGCAAACAACGAACAUUCAAAUGGUGUCGGGUACAGUGCAAGUAACCAACAUUUUUUCGAAGAUGCUGCUAUAUUUUCAAAUUGCAUAAUGCGAGAGAUCGCGUUCGAAAUAAAUGUCAAUUUUUUUCAAACAAAGAUUAAGAAUUUUUUUCGAUUAUCGUGCGUAAUUCAAAAGAUGUACUGAACCAUUUUAAGUUUUCCGCGAGUCGUUCAUUGGUUUUGAUGACCGUUGUGAUUUUUCCGAAUGGCGCAUGCACGGCUCAGCUGUGUGCAAUCGCGACCAAUGUACGUAGAAAAAUAAUGUAUUUUAUAGUAUUUUUAUUCAAUUAGACGGAGUACUGGAUAAGGUGUUCGUGAUAUUAGGAAACAUGGAUUGCCCAUCCAGUAUUGCAACAGUGCAUAAAUUGUAUCCAUAUUGCAUGUAGCCUUUCAUUUUGCAUUGUUUUUGAUGCACCAAAAAGGAUAUUACGUUUUUGAGAAAAGCUAUUCUUAGCGUUUAAUAGAAAAAAUGGAUGGAGUACGUGAUGAAGACAGGCGCAGGCGCCUGAGGGUAUUGGAAGAACGUAUAAGAGAUCCAAGAAGCAUUACAAAUAUUGAUUGCCUUUUGGAUACAGUUCAAGCCCUGGUGGCAGAUUGUGAUCAUCCCAGUGUAAAGCGUAUGAAAAAUAUAGAAGCAUAUAUGAACAGAUAUGAUUCGGUGGCUCAGGAUAUUUGUAAAAUGCGAAUGCGUACAGAUGACUUCACUUUAAUAAAAGUGAUAGGUCGGGGAGCAUUUGGAGAAGUACAGUUGGUACGACAUAAAUCCACACAGAAAGUAUAUGCUAUGAAAUUACUGAGUAAAUUUGAAAUGAUUAAGCGAUCAGAUUCAGCCUUUUUUUGGGAAGAACGUGAUAUAAUGGCACAUGCUAAUUCCCAGUGGAUUGUUCAACUUCAUUUUGCGUUUCAAGAUCAAAAAUAUCUUUAUAUGGUGAUGGACUAUAUGCCGGGUGGUGAUUUAGUAAACUUAAUGUCAAACUAUGAUGUGCCAGAGAAAUGGGCAAAAUUUUAUUGUGCAGAAGUGGUGCUCGCAUUAGAUGCAAUACACCUUAUGGGGUUUGUCCAUCGAGAUGUAAAGCCAGAUAACAUGUUACUAGAUAAACAUGGUCAUUUAAAGCUUGCAGAUUUCGGCACUUGCAUGAGAAUGGAUGUUGAUGGACUUGUUCGAUCUGAUACUGCAGUAGGUACACCUGAUUAUAUAUCACCUGAAGUGCUCCAAUCCCAGGGUGGUGAAGGUGUAUAUGGAAGAGAGUGUGAUUGGUGGUCAGUAGGAGUGUUCUUGUACGAAAUGCUUGUUGGUGACACACCUUUUUAUGCAGAUUCAUUAGUUGGAACAUACUCAAAAAUUAUGGAUCAUAGAAAUUCAUUACACUUUCCUCCAGAAGUUGAUAUAUCUCAUUCGGCUAAGAACUUAAUAUGUGGUUUUCUUACUGAUAGAACAAAACGUUUAGGAAGAAAUGGCGUAGAAGAAAUAAAAAAUCAUCCGUUCUUUAAAAAUGAUCAAUGGACAUUUGAUAAUUUGCGGGAGUGCGUGCCACCAGUGGUACCAGAACUUUCUGGGGACGACGACACUAGUAACUUUGAUGACGUUGAUAAAGAAGAUGGACCAGAGGAAAGUUUUCCGGUUCCGAAAGCGUUUUCUGGAAAUCAUUUGCCUUUCAUUGGCUUCACGUAUUCUGGAGAUUAUCAGUUAAUGGCUUCUAGCGGUAAAGAAUCGGUAGAUGGAUUAGAAAAUCAUAUCAAUAAUGGUACGAGCGAUGAUGUUAAAAUUUCACAGUUAGAAAAUUUAUUGGAUAAAGAGAGAAGACAAGUAGAAUCCUUGGAAUCACGACAGAAAGCUUUGACAACGCAGUUAGAAGCUAUGACGCGUCGAGAAACUGAAUUACGUGAAGAAAUAGGCAGAGUAGAUAAGGAAUUGACUUUGUUAAGACACAAUUAUAAAGAAGCGCAACGCAGGGUAGAACAUGAAACAGAAACUCGUAGAAAAGCGGAGUCGUUAUUUGUAGAAUUGAAAAAGAAAUUCGAUGAAGAGCAGACAAAAAGAGCGCGCGAUGCGAGUAAUUCGCAGCAAACUUCUGAACGCGUUACAACGUUAGAAAAACAGAUUAAGGAGAUGCAAUCAAAAUUGGAAAGGGAAACUGAAACUGUAACAAGGUUGCGGAAACAAGCUACAGAGAUUACCGUCGUUCGUCAGGCAGCAGAGCAAAUGGCAAGUGAGUUACAAGUGGCAAGAGCUCAAUUGCAGGCACAACGAGAUAAUUUACAACAAGAAGUGGCUACAUUACAAGGACAACUAUCGAAAGAACGCAGUUCUCGAUCGCAAGCAUCAUCAUUAACUGCCGAAUUAGAAACUCGCCUUUCUGCUCUUCAUCUCGAACUCGAACAUAGCCGCGAAAAAGAGGAAAAAGCACUUUUGGAUAACAGGCAAUUAACAGAAAGAAUUUCGGCAUUAGAAAAAGAAGCUGCUAGUCUGACUCUUGAAUUGAAAGCCGCGCAAGCGAGGUACAAUCAAGAAGUAGUCGCUCAUCAAGAAACGGAACGUUCACGCAUAUUAUCCAAAGAAGAAGCUAAUCUAGAGGUUGUUAAAGCAUUACAAGCAAAACUAAACGAAGAGAAAAGUGGAAGGCAACGCGCUGAACUUCUUGCACAAGAAAAGGAAAGGCAAACUUCUAUGCUUUCUGUGGAUUACCGACAAAUACAGCAACGAUUACAGAAAUUGGAGGGUGAACAUAGGCAGGAAGUUGAAAAGGUAAAGGUGCUACAGGGUCAGGUUGAACAGGAACAGCAGAAAAGAAACGUUCUGCAGACGGAUUUAGCACAGCAGUCAUCCGAAGCAGGGCGAUUACGUGCUAGAGAACAACAGUUAGUUGGUGAAGUUGCCCAGUUACGAGAAGCAAAACGACAGAUAGAAGAAGAAUUACAUCAUUUGAAAACGCAGAGAAACGUGGAUCAAUUACAGACAAAGGAAUUACAAGAACAGUUAGAAGCAGAAGCUUACUUUUCGACUCUUUACAAAACACAGACACAAGAACUUCGAGAAGAAUUGGACGAGAAAAUACGGUUACAACAAGAAUUGGAAGAAGAACGCGCUUCCUUAGUACAUCAGUUACAAUUAUCUUUAGCUAGAGGAGAUAGUGAAGCUUUAGCAAGAUCAAUAGCUGAAGAAACAGUGGCAGAUCUUGAGAAGGAACGAACAAUGAAAGAAUUAGAGUACAAAGAUGGUGUGGCUAAACAUCAUCAAGAAUUAAAUUCAAAAGAACAAAUUAUAAACCGACUUAAAGAUAACGAAAGUGAACUUAAGAAAAGUGUUGACCAGUAUCUUAAAGAGAAAGAUGAUUUUAGUAAACGAUUGAAAGAAUUACAAGAUCAACUUACUAAAGCACAAUCUAAUGCAGAGGAAAUAGAAAAGCUUAGUAGUAAAUUAAAAACUGAACAGUUACUGAAGCAACAAGCGGUUAAUAAGUUAGCAGAGAUUAUGAAUAGGAAAGAUUUAUCUUCAAGUGGCAAGACCAAGAACAAAGCAUCUGCGGCAGAUCUAAGAAAGAAGGAGAAAGAUUGUAGACGUUUGCAACAAGAACUUACUCAAGAGAGAGAAAAGUAUGGACAGUUGGCAGCUAAGUGGCAAAAGGACUUGCAAGAUUUACAAGCACAACUAGUGGAGGAGAAUCAAACAAAAUUAAGAUUACAAAUGGAACUUGAUUCAAAGGAUUCAGAGAUAGAAACAUUACAAAUGAAAAUCGCCUCACUUAACUCGGAAACAGCUAGCGUUUCUUCGGUAGAAAAUGACGGAGAAGAUUCCGUUUUAUCAGAGCAUGGUACCAUGAGAUUGGAAGGUUGGUUAAAUGUGCCAAACAAACAGAACAUUAAAAGGCACGGAUGGAAGAAACAAUACGUCGUCGUUUCUUCGAAGAAGAUAAUAUUUUAUAAUAGCGAAAACGAUAAAAUAAAUGCGGAUCCAGUCUUGAUACUAGAUCUAAAUAAAGUCUUCCACGUUAGAUCUGUGACUCAGGGUGACGUUAUCCGAGCUGAUGCCAAAGAUAUUCCGAGAAUUUUCCAGUUAUUGUACGCUGGUGAAGGCGAAGCAAGACGUCCUGGCGAUGAGGGAAAUACACUGCCUGGAGUGGAAUUGCCACAACUUGCAGAUAAACCAGGCACACAAUCAUUAAAGGGCCACGAGUUUGUGUCAAUCUCGUAUCAUAUGCCGACUACUUGCGAGGUAUGCUCCAAACAAUUGUGGCACAUGUUUCGACCGCCACCGGCUCUCGAGUGUCGAAGGUGUCAUAUAAAGGUACACAAGGAGCAUUUGGAUAAGAAAGAGGAUGCCAUAGCACCGUGCAAAUUACAUUACGAUCCAAACAGUGCCCGUGAACUAUUAAUAUUGGCUGGUAGUCCUGAUGAACAGAAAUAUUGGGUCGCAAGACUGUCGAGGCGUGUACAAAAAUGUGGCUACAAGGCGAAUUCGCAUGUCGACGGCACGGGGCAGCGUGUCUCGCCAAGGGAAUCUACGAGAUCCACCUUGAAGCCAUAUUUAUCGGUGCAACAACGAUCCGCGACCCUGCCAGCGAACGCCAGCAUGGGCAAGUGACCAUAGCUAGCGUCGACAAUACUUGAUUGGAACUCGUUGCUUCGACGUCCUUCCUAAUCGAUCGAUUAAGCGAAUAAAUUCGAUCAGUUGCUUUCCUCGUUGGGGAUACAAACGCGCGGACAGACAGACGUUCCCCGGUAUCACCGGCGUUACCAGUAAACCGGUAAACCCGGGGGAGUUCAGGCGUUUCACAAGUAUCCAAUUAGAGUACCCGAAUGCAUCGUUACCAACUUCCGGACAAAUGGAAGAAAAUUCUGGUAAACGGGGGACAUUUUAACCCGUGUCGCCCGUCGAUCGCAAGUUGCUCGUUAACCGUAAUUCAGCAGCGUCUUCGAUAUUUGUACAGACGACGAAGAAAAGAGGGUUGAACAAUACGGAGAGACGUUAAUGAAACAAGGCUGAACGGUGUUUCUCAAAUGCCAUGGAACAGGGGAAACGUUCUAGAAGGGCGAUUAAAACGAACAGAAGCGUGCUGCAGCUGUUAUUUACAAGGGAAAUCGUUGAUGGUGUUUAAAACAAAAAAAGGACAUAGACCAAGUCGUAGUAAAUUAAGUACGUGGACCGUGUUCCUUGCCGGACUGCAUCGUGUUCGAUCGUGCUCGAUGAGCAGACGAGUUCGAUCCAACGAAUCGCGGUAGUAUUUCCCAGAGCCACCAUGCGUUGUUUUUAUAAAUGCUUUAUCACGCACGGACGAACGGA
Megachile rotundata (alfalfa leafcutting bee) is the source of this 5485-nucleotide messenger RNA. RefSeq names its product Rho-associated, coiled-coil containing protein kinase 2 (gene ROCK2). Gene Ontology annotation, biological process: embryonic morphogenesis; regulation of cell junction assembly; peptidyl-threonine phosphorylation. Lineage: Eukaryota; Metazoa; Arthropoda; Insecta; Hymenoptera; Megachilidae. Gene Ontology annotation, molecular function: Rho-dependent protein serine/threonine kinase activity; ATP binding; small GTPase binding. Gene Ontology annotation, cellular component: cytoskeleton; cytoplasm. The record is from RefSeq and is a predicted model, not a curated record.